AUGGCGUCUACUGCUCGUCCCAAGCUCAAAACUGCCUUCAAAAAGGCAAGGGUUAUUGCCCCUCUUCAUACUGAAGGCCCGGUCGCCGUCACCCACGAUGGCACAAAGCUCUUCACGUGCGUGGGCGAGGAGGCUCUCAUGACAGACGUCAAAGAGGGAAAGGAGAUUUGUCGCUUUGCUGGUGACACCGAACCCAUCACAGCGCUAUGCAUUACCCCCUCCUCUACCCACCUACUCGUCUUUACGUCCUCUCUCGCACUGCGUAUCUAUGAGAUCCCGCCCUUAAACACACCACUCAGCAGGCCCGUCCACCCUCUCCGGGUCGUAGCCCGCGCACACGAUGCGCCCGUGCAUGUCUGCAAAGCGGACCCAACUUCUACCUAUCUCGCCUCCGGCUCCGCCGACGGUGUCGUCAAGGUAUGGAACAUCCUCCGCGGGUACGUCACCCACGUCUUCAAAGGCCACGGCGGUGUCGUCAGCGCGCUCGCGUUCAACUAUCCGUUCGAUCCCUCUGCCGUCAAUCGGGAAACGAAAAUGCAGCUCGUCACCGCUUCGGUAGAUACCCGUAUACGUAUCUUUGACCUGUCAGCUGCUGCAGCGAAGACCGGUGCGGCGCCAAAGCCGGAAGCGGUCCUUGAGGGGCACGUUUCCGUCCCGCGUGGGCUAGAUGUGUCCCAGGACGGCAAAUGGCUCGUCAGCGGUGGACGUGAUUCGGUGGUUUUGGUCUGGGACAUAUCCGCGAAGCAGUCCGCUGCGCAGAAGACUAAAAGCAGCAAGGGCAAGGGAAAAGAAGCUGCCUUUUCCCCUUCACUUACCAAGACUAUUCCCGUGUUGGAACGUGUGGAAGCUGUUGGGUUAUUACGCCCUGACGAAGACUUGGCUGGAGCGCCGUCGGAAGCUGGUAAAUUACGCUUCUACACUGGUGGUGAGAAAGGCGUUGUGCGGAUAUGGGACGCACGAGAGGGUGUUGUGCUAUUCACGUUGGGUCACGAGCAGGAUGAGGUUAUGGAAGACCAAGAAGAGCAGAGGCAGAUCAUGGAUAGCAUCUAUAUCCCGGCGACAUCCACAAUUAUUUCUAUUCACGCUGACCAAAACAUCCUGUUCCACUCCCUCUCGUCACAGUCCCUCACGCGCCAGGUGAUCGGAUUCAAUGACGAGAUUGUUGACACAACUUUCCUCUCGCCAUAUCUUCCCCCGCAGGCGGGCCCCUCCUCGUCUCAACUCACGGACACGCAUGUAGCGCUAGCGACGAAUUCGUCCCUCAUUCGCGUGUACUCUGCCUCGUCGCUGGAUGCCCGAUUACUCUCCGGGCAUUCGGAAAUCGUGCUCUGCCUCGACCAGGGUGCCGGCGGCCGCGUCCUGGCCAGUGGGAGCAAAGACCGCUCGGCGCGGAUAUGGGCGCCUGUACGUCAGUCCGGGGAUGCAGGCGCCAGCGCGUCUGUACCAGAAUGGGGAUGUGUCGCGCUUUGUGAAGGGCAUGCGGAGAGCGUCGGCGCGAUCGCGAUGUCUCGCAGAGCGGACGUGGAUAGCCCUGGCGGAAAAUUGCGCUUCAUGUUCACUGGAAGCCAGGACCGGACCAUCAAAAUGUGGGACCUGUCUAAUGUGCCUUUGGCGUAUUGUAGGCCAUCAAACAACGAAGACGGAGAUGAAGAAGGCACAGAACGGGUUGUCAAGUGCAAGAGUCUUACCACGCACAAGGCGCACGAUAAGGAUAUCAACUCGCUCGAUGUCGCGCCUAACGAUCGAUUCGUAGCCUCUGGCUCGCAGGACCGCAUGGCAAAGGUGUGGGAGAUUGAUUACAUCAUCUCUGGUGGUGCAGUGCGCGGCGAGGUGCGUCUGUUAGGGACAUGCAAGGGACACAAACGCGGUGUGUGGUGUGUGCGCUUUGGACGCGCGGAGCGCGUGCUUGCGACAGGCAGUGGAGACAAGACAGUCCGGCUCUGGAGUUUGGACGACUUCACGUGCCUGAAGACGUUUGAGGGGCAUACGAACUCGGUCUUACGCGUCGAUUUCAUUAAUGCCGGCAUGCAGAUGGUCAGCUCCGCGAGUGAUGGGCUGGUCAAACUGUGGAAUGUGAAAGACGAGGAGUGCGCAGCGACCAUGGAUAAUCAUGAAGACAAGGUCUGGGCACUUGCAAUCAGUAGAGACGAGUCCACCAUUGUCUCAGGUGCUGCCGAUUCGGUGGUCACCUUCUGGAAAGACUGUACGGAGGAACAGGAGAUCGAGAAGGAGACACAGCGUGUUGAUAUGGUCCAGAAGGAGCAGGACUUCAUGAACUACCUCGCUCUGCACGACUACCGGAAUGCCAUCUCCCUCGCGCUCGCCAUGGACCAACCUGGGCGCCUCCUUUCGCUUUUCCGGAACAUCCAAUCUUCCACCUCCACUGCGAGCUCACCGGAACCGUCGCACUCUGGCCACCCCGCCGUCGACACCGUCCUGCGCACCCUUGCCGCGGGCGACCUUGCGCGGCUCCUGCGGUACAUCCGCAUGUGGAAUGCGACCGCCAAGACGAGCGGUGUUGCGCAGCGCGUCCUGCACGCCCUGGUGAAGCUGCGUCCUGCGGGCGACAUUGUGCGCGCGUUCAGCGAGGACGGCGUCCCGGAUGUCAGCGUGGGAGUCUCUGAAGGUGAUGGUUCGUUCUCGCUCAAUAUCACGCCCAAGGGUGCAGAGCGGGGCGCGACAGCGCUCAAAGACUGGGUGGAAGCUGUCAUCCCGUACACGGAACGACAUCUCGCGCGGAUGGAACGGCUCCUGCAAGAUAGUUAUGUCGUUGACCAUCUUCUAGGGGAGAUGGACGACGGCAUGUUCGAUGAUGUUGACAGCAAUGUAGAUGGCGCCAAUGCAAGUAUCAUGACGCCUAUGGAUGUAGAUAGGGCAGUAGAAGCUGGAGUGUAG
This is a messenger RNA of Fibroporia radiculosa, 2895 nucleotides long. RefSeq lists its product as uncharacterized. The record is from RefSeq and is a predicted model, not a curated record. The transcript has 6 exons. Gene Ontology annotation, biological process: endonucleolytic cleavage to generate mature 5'-end of SSU-rRNA from (SSU-rRNA, 5.8S rRNA, LSU-rRNA); endonucleolytic cleavage in 5'-ETS of tricistronic rRNA transcript (SSU-rRNA, 5.8S rRNA, LSU-rRNA). Gene Ontology annotation, molecular function: protein binding; U3 snoRNA binding. The coding region runs from base 1 to 2895 and encodes 964 amino acids. NCBI's taxonomy places the organism in Eukaryota, Fungi, Basidiomycota, Agaricomycetes, Polyporales, Fibroporiaceae. Gene Ontology annotation, cellular component: nucleolus; 90S preribosome; small-subunit processome.